UGUAUGUAGAGGGGGCUGAAUAACCGAAAGACAAAUGGUCAAAGGGGAGAGAGUAGAGGACCACUUUGCGACCCACAAGGAUUGUUGUUUUCCCCGUGCACUGUUUGUUGGCACUUCCGUGCGCACACGGACUGCUUAAGGACCCGGUGCAGUCCACGAAAGGACACUCGGGACUUCGCUUGGCUUGUUGGUGGAGAUCCGCAAGGGAACGCAACGGGGAAUCGCUGAGCCCCGAAACACUGCCAUGGAGUGAGACGCUGCAGAAACUCUUAUGGACAACUUUUCUUUUGCUGUGUAUUUUACUUUAAGUAACUGUUUCAGUUUCCAUCCCAAUCAUGUACGGAUAACAUAGUUCGCUCAAGAAUCCGGCUCAAGUGGAUCAGCACUGACGGGUUUAUGGAGCCCGGAUUACGCAUUGCCAGCCUGUUGAACGCCUACACACGGGCCUAUGACACACCAUCUGCCUCGGAAUAAUAACAUUAUAUAAUAAAAUUCUCCAACGAAGACAAUAUCCAUGGAAGUAGUGUAGAAGUUUCACAUAUGACACGGCUGUGAGUUUUAUCGUUUCUUUUUCUUUGCAGCCAUAACAAUGGCAAACUGGUACAAUGGUGCACUGGUACAGAGCGUCUGCAGAACUGUUUGGCCUCUUGGCUGCUUGAUUUUGUUUUUUGGCUACUUAUCCUUGGCUUCGCCGUCCCAUGGUCGGCGACUGAUAUGCUGGCAAGCCAUCAUGAACUGCCAAAGCGAGGCUGAAUGCAACUACGCGUACGAACACUACAGUCGCGCUUGUCAACCAGUGUUGAGUGGGGAGAAGAAGAAGUGUCCCAGCCACUGCAUCGCCUCGCUCAUCCAGCUCAAUCUGACUAAAAGCGGGCCGGCUCUGGAGGACUGCAGCUGCGGCCGCGAUUCGAUGUGCACAAAUACCAAACGGGCCAUAGAGCCCUGCUUGCCAAGGACUACCAGUACCGGUUGCACGGAAGCCCGGCACCAGUGCGAGAGAGACCCUCAGUGCAGCUCGGCAAUGCACGAGUAUUUGAAACACUGCGGGAAACUUUUCAGCGGGGCAGUGUGCACAAACGCAUGCCUAAAUGUGAUCGCGAACAUGCGUAAAAUACCGAAGGGUCAGCAGCUGGAAACGUGUGUAUGUGAUGGCACAGAAAGGGCCAUCUGUGAGUUUGUCAAGAACAGCAUGAAGGCGUUAUGCUUCGAAAGGCCCGAUAGAUAUGAGGCUAGUGGGUCCUACGAAGAUGACGAAGACGGGUAUCCGGAUUAUACAGAAGAACCAGAGAGCGGAGCCUCUCUCCCAGCUGCCCAGUAUGUUUUGACCCUGCUGCCACCCGUUUUAGCUCUUUUACCCCUCUUUUAAUCCCCGUUUCACAAACUGCCCCGUCUAUUGUCCGGAUAAAAGGCAAUCUAAACUUUUGUCACUCCUUGACCUGCUUCUAUAGUGAAAGUAUAGAGCCUCAAAGAUUAAAGGGGAGUGCUUUUGGCGCAAGCAAACCUUCUUUGAAACGAGUUUAAGACUCUGAAAGGAUAUCAAAUCGGGAUAUUUCUAUGCAAAUGAGGCCAGAAAGAUAUCUAAACUCUUUCUCUUAUCAAACCACACCACUUAUGGCUCUGCAGUUGUGUUUUGUUUGUGUGAUAAGCUAAAUAGAAAUGCCCACUUUCUCUGUCACAGACUGAUAGUAAAGUUGUCACAAAAGAGAAAGAGUUGGCUUGUUUUGGUAACAGUAUAAUGGUAUCAGUAUAAUCAAUAUAUGCUUUGCACUGCCAAUCUUUUUGUGUGCGUGUGUGUGAACAUAUUUUAGGACAGGCCAUUGCCCCUUGGCAUCAGGCUGAUUCAUUUGAUUUAUACAUAUUUAAUGUUGGAAUCCAGUGUAAAUAGAUUAGGUGUUAAAGUAAAUCUGUAGCCUAAUUUAUUACAUACCACCUAGUUACAUCCAAAUCACCAUCAUGUGAAUAAACACAGAGAAUUCCAGCUUUAAAGGGAAGUUUUUUUUGUUUUUCUUUGACUGAAUAUAGUGUACAUUGUAUAUAUUUGUAUAGCCUAUAUAGAUUUUUUCCCCCCAGAGAAUCUUAUAUGUUUUAGGCUAUGAGAUGAUUUAUUCACUGUUUAUAGCCCAGAGAAAGAAAUGUCUAAAUCCACUGUAUGACUGCCUUAAUGAUAUACCUUUAUAGGAGGCAUAAAGGAAACUUGAAGAUAUCAUUCUUGACUGUGAGUGUUAAUUUUGCAACAUUACUUCCUAUACGGUAUUGUGCCUUAACUCAGAUAAAAGUGACAUGGAGUCUGAUGACCAUUAUUACACAAUUCUUUGAUUAGUAUCAGAUUGAACAGUAACAAAAUCCACUAUGAAAAGAGAAAAGUAUCAGUUAUUUUUUUAAAAACAAUCCCCAGAUGACACCUCUCCACCUUUAAGUUACAUCAGUUUGGAGUGACUUGCUUUAUACUUACUUUUCUGUAAUAAGUAAAUAAAAUUUUUAUUUUGCA
This is a messenger RNA of Neolamprologus brichardi, 2488 nucleotides long. It is a transcript of the gene gas1a, whose product is annotated as growth arrest-specific 1a. Gene Ontology annotation, biological process: regulation of cell cycle. The record is from RefSeq and is a predicted model, not a curated record. NCBI's taxonomy places the organism in Eukaryota, Metazoa, Chordata, Actinopteri, Cichliformes, Cichlidae.